AUGAAUAUCGUUUUAACUGUACAUUGUCGUGAAGGUGAAGAUGAAAUUUUAAAUAAUUCUAAAGAAAUUGUAUAUAAAAGAUUAUGCAAUGGAUUUGUACAUAUGUUGUCCAUUCUUAUCAAUGGAACUAACGAAACAGAUGAAACAAAUUGUGAUUAUUGGCUAUGUAAUAAUUUAUAUACUCGAUGUGAUGGAGUAUGGUAUUGUUUAAAUGGAAUUAAUGAAUUAAAUUGUGAAUUAAACAAUUGUUUUCGAGAUACUCAUGAAUGA
Rotaria sp. Silwood2 is the source of this 270-nucleotide messenger RNA. NCBI's taxonomy places the organism in Eukaryota, Metazoa, Rotifera, Eurotatoria, Philodinida, Philodinidae. The record is from the annotation of a GenBank genome assembly.